GAGGGUAUAUAUAGAGAUGCGGGCGGUGUGGGGCGGCAUUUACCUGCUGAGCAUGUCGACCACCGGUGCCCCGGGCCUGACUCUCCUGCUGCUUCUUCGUCUGCUGAUCCAAGGUUUGGUGGUGGAAGGAGACUGGGACAGAAAGAGAGAUGAUGCAGUCAACUCGUCUAGCAUCGGGUUCUCCGGGUCCCACUGGGACUCUUCUUCAAACAUUCGAAGAGAAACUCCAGGUCUCCCCAAGCUCUCAGAGCCAUUCAUCUCAGAGUAUACAAAUGAUGACGUUAAAGAGCAGAUGCCUCUCCAGACAAAUACAUUAGUCUUUCACAUUCCAGACAAGUUGAUGCAAAAGAUAUCUCCCGGCACUACGGAAUUAAUCUGUUACAUUACAAAUGACGAACAUUUUCCCCAUUCCCAAACAACAGAACCAAUCACCUCCAUUAUAAAAGAAUCACCUGUUUUCGAUCCAUUUGAACAAUUCACUUCCCGGCCAAACGAAUCACUUACUUUCCAACCAACGGAAUCAAUCACUUACAACAGGCCCAAUACACUACUUUGCCGUCCUACAGAACAUAGCACUUUCCGCAGAGGAAAAUCUUUCUCUCACGAUGAAACAAAUUCCUCUCCCAACCGAGCAGACACAUCUUUCAACGACGAAGAACGCACCAGUUUCCAGCAAGCAAAUUCCACUUACCACCCACAGGCCCAUAAUUAUUUCUCCCACCAAGAAGAACAGAACUCUGUCAGUCAAAAAGAACAACCUCUAUUCCAUCAGCUAAAUUCCUCUUUUCAUAAACAAGAACAGACACCUCUGCAGGAGAAGGAAAAUACUUCUUUCCACCUACUAAAGAAUACAUUAUACCAACAAGAAAACCAUACUCUCUUCCACCAACCUAAUGACACUUUCCAGAGGCACGAAUAUACCCCAAGCCACGGUGAAGAAUAUACCCCAAGCCACGGAGACGAAUAUACCUCUUCCCAUCAAGGGAAACACGCACCUUCCCACAGAGAUCAUGAUGCUUUUCACAGUCAGAAACAUCCUCCCUUUCCUCAAGGAGAACUUGGGCCUGAACACCAAACACAGGAGCAACACCUUUUCCUCCACGCACACAACACAACUUUCACAGUAGUUAAUGAAACUUUCCAACCAAAACCAACCCUGGUUUAUCCAACAGAACAUUCCACUUUAGAAAUAUACAAAUAUAGUCCAGUCCAACAAACUGGGGUCAAUUUACAAGGGGAUAAUAUUCAUACGCAUUCAGAACAGCCCUUUACCAUGCUAGAAAAGCCUCUCUUCUAUCAAAAAGAACAACUCCCUUUCAACCAAGGAGAACAUGUCCCUUCCGAGUCAGAGGAAGGCAUUCCUCUCCCUCUUGGUAAUGUCAGUGUUCACCCAGAACACAUUCAUUCCUAUCAAGAAAAUGCAAACUUAUACCAGAAAGAACAUGUCACGUCUUACUAUGAAGAACAUGCCACUACCCCUUUCUACCACGGAGAACAUUCUGCAUACCAUCGAGAAGUUCAUACGCCUUCCCACCGUAAAGAACACACUCCUUCUCAAAGAGAACUUUAUCAGUCGCACCGAGAUCAAAGUUCUCCAUACCACGAAGAACAUACUUCUUUUACCCAAGGAGAGUAUAAUUCUUCCAAAAGAGAAGAACUUACUCCUUUCCUCUAUGGAGAACAUAGUUCUUUCAACCGAGAAGAAAAUUCUCCCUCCCACCGAGAACACUUUCCUUCUCACGUGACAGAACAUGAUCCUUCUCAUCUUGUAGAACAUACACCUUCUCCCCGAGAGGAACAUAAUCCUCACAUGAAAGAACAUAAUCCUCCUCAUAUGAAAGAACAUGAUCCUUCUCACAUGAUGGAACAUAAUCCUUCUCACAUGAAAGAACAUAAUCCUCCUCACAUGAAAGAACAUAAUCCUUCUCACAUGAAAGAACAUAAUCCUUCCCAGCAUGAAGGACAUGAUCCUUUUCACAUAAUAGAACAUAUUCCUUCUCAGCAUGAAGAACAUAACCCUCCCCAGCAAGAACAUAAUGCCUCUCACGUAAGAGAACAUAUUCUUUCCCACCAAUUAGAACAUAUUCUUUCCCAAAAACUCAAUGACACAUUCCAUCAAGAAACCUCUUUCCAACAAGUUUCUCCUGUCCACCAAGUUAAGUCCACGAUGCAUUAUGAAGAACAUUCCACUUUACACCCUGGAGAACAUUCUACUUUACACCCUGGAGAACAUUCCACUUUACACCCUGGAGAACAUUCUACUUUACACCCUGGAGAACAUUCCACUUUACACCCUGGAGAACAUUCCACUUUACACCCUGGAGAACAUUCCACUUUACACCCUGGAGAACAUUCCACUUUACACCUGCAAGAACAUGCAUCUUCCCACCUGCAAGAACAUGUACCUUUCCACCAAGAACACACUACUUCCCCCCAAGAUCACGCUCCUUCCCACCAAGAACACUCUCCUUCCCAGAAAGAACGUGCUCUCUCCCACCAAGAACAUGCUCCUUUCCACCAAGAACACCCUCCUUCCCACCAAGAACAUGCUCCUUUCCACCAAGAACACCCUCCUUUCCACCAAGAACAUGCUCCAUUCCACCAAGAACACGCUCCUUCCUACCAAGAACAUGCUCCUUUCCACCAAGAACACCCUCCUUCCCACCAAGAACAUGCUCCGGGCCACCAAGAACAUGCUCCUUCCCACCAAGAACAUGCUCCUUCCCACCAAGAACAUGCUCCUUUCCACCAAGAACACCCUCCUUCCCACCAAGAACAUGCUCCUUUCCACCAAGAACACCCUCCUUCCCACCAAGAACAUGCUCCUUUCCACCAAGAACACCCUCCUUUCCACCAAGAACACCCUCCUUCCCACCAAGAACAUGCUCCUUUCCAAGAAGAACAUGCUCCUUCCCACCAAGAACAUGCUCCUUCCCAACAACAAGAACAAAAAAUUUUCCUCAAAGAAAAUAUCACUUUCCAUGGACAGCAGCAAACUCCUGUCCACCCAAAAGAGCAUACUCCUUACCAUAGUGAAGAACACUCUCCUUCCCACCUUGAAGAACAUACUACUUUCCAAGAACAUAUUUCUUUUAAUGGAGAACAACAUAGUCCUUUCAACCAAGCUAUCACAUCUAUGCAUGAAGAACAUAAUCCUAUCCUGCAAAAGGAACAAUUAGAACCGGAUCAAGACACUUCCCACCAAGACUAUACAUCUUACCUGAGAGCCAGCUAUAAUAUUGCGUAUCCAGAAGAGGAUACAGCUGUGCCCACUGCAGCCCAGCCACAAUGUGACUAUUCCAAGUUCCACCACAACCACAGUAUGGUACUGAGUGGCAGCUCCCAGUGUACCACCACCAGGACGAGUCUUCCUCAGCAGGAGAAGAAGGAAAUCCUAAGGGUACACAACAGCCUCAGGGCGCAGGUAGCGAGAGGAGAGGAGCUCCGGGGAGAUCCUGGUCCACAGCCACAAGCCGCCAACAUGGCCGUCCUGCGCUGGAAUGAGGAGCUGGCCGCUGUUGCUCAGGCCUGGGCUAACCAAUGUCUAUACGCCUACGACGGGUUCGAGAAGAGAAAGAUCUGCUCCAGGAACUACGUAGUCGGCCAGAACCUUUAUUACGACUCCGGAGCUGAUGUCAAGCUGAACUGGAGCCGCGCGGUGCAUGGUUGGUACGACGAGGUGGUCCGGGUGCCAAGAGGCUUCGUCGACAGCCUCCAGGUGGAUAACUCUGGCAGGAGGAUUACCCACUACACUCAGGUGGUGUGGGCGAGGACGUUGGAGGUCGGGUGUGGAGCCGCGACCUUCAGAAGUCAAUCAGGCAGCGAGAGCUAUGUGUAUGUGUGUAACUACGGGCCCUCGGGUAACGUGCUGGGGGCCCCUCAAUACCUAGCGGGCCCCCCAGCCACCGCUUGUCACCCGGACUCUCCCUCCAUCAUCUACCCGGGACUCUGUGACCACGAGUCCCAGGAUGUGUAGACCUACGCUAGGAACCGCAGCAGCCAGCGUUAUCCACGCCAGGAUUGUCGAAGGUCCACUCAUCAAGGCAACUGGGGAGAACCUUCGACAAACCGAAGUCUUCCUGUCCUCAUCGAGGCCACUAGUGUUAUAUAGUGGCUCUCAGGUAAAGUCAGGAUUCCCGACAAAUGUCGUGGACAGAGAUAUCCAAGUGUAUUUCCUCGGCACGUCUGACUGUGGGGUUUAUCAAGCAGAUUUGUAUGAGUAUUGUGUUCCUUAUUUAUGAGCUGCAACUAUAGCAGAGCUGAAGGGUUUAUUAUUACUCACAAAGUUUGCAUGAUUAUAUUAUAAUAAUUGCCAGUAAACAUAUGUAAAGUGCUGUAAUAAAUUAACAUUGAAUUAUAUGCCUUUAGGGAAACGAAGUCAAUAAACACAAUAUGUAUUUUUAGUAAUUUAGUGUUGUUUAUGAUUCUCAAAUAAAUUUAAAAAUCUGCCUAUUC
Messenger RNA from Procambarus clarkii (red swamp crayfish), 4455 nucleotides. The record is from RefSeq and is a predicted model, not a curated record. NCBI's taxonomy places the organism in Eukaryota, Metazoa, Arthropoda, Malacostraca, Decapoda, Cambaridae.